Molecule: messenger RNA, 1503 nt
Organism: Chlorella variabilis
Lineage: Eukaryota; Viridiplantae; Chlorophyta; Trebouxiophyceae; Chlorellales; Chlorellaceae
Exons: 3
Coding region: 1-1503 (500 amino acids)
Biological process (GO): dolichol-linked oligosaccharide biosynthetic process; protein N-linked glycosylation
Cellular component (GO): endoplasmic reticulum
Molecular function (GO): dolichyl pyrophosphate Glc2Man9GlcNAc2 alpha-1,2-glucosyltransferase activity
Source: RefSeq, a predicted model, not a curated record
AUGCCUGGCAACGGCGCCCUGGCAGCCCUGGCGGCCCUGCUGCUGCCGGCGUCGGUUGCGGUGGCGGCCCUGUUUGCCGCCUUCGCGCCCGACCCCUACAUGGACGAACCCUUCCACGUGCCGCAGACGCAGCGGUACUGCGCGGGACACUGGCGGGAGUGGGAACCCAAGAUCACAACCUUCCCGGGCCUGUACCUGUUUGGAACGGCGCUGGGGCACGCCGUGCACGCCGCGCAGCGGCUGCUUGGCAUCCGGCCAGCGGCGCUGUGCGGCACCGCCGUGCUGCGGGCCACCAACCUGCUGUUUGCGGCGGCCUGCCUGCCGCUCUUCCUGGCCGCCGCGCGCCAGCUGGACCCCAGCCGCAGCCGGCAGCAGGCGGCCCUCCUGGCAGCUGUCUGCUUCCUCUUCCCUGUCCACUACUUCUUUAGCUUCCUGUAUUACACCGAUGUGCCCUCCCUCUUCUUCACCCUGGCUGCCUACCUGGCCUCCCGGCGACGGCGGUACCGCCUGGCCGCCGCCCUGGGAGCAGCUGCGGUGCUGGUGCGGCAAACCAACGCCGUCUGGGUGGCCUUCUGCCUGGGUGAUGCGCUGCUGGAGAGAUGCCUGCCUGGCAGCAGCGGCGGCAGCGGGAGGAGCCGUGACAGUGGCGCGGCCGGCACCACGCAACGCAGCAGCAGGAACAGCAGCGUCAGCGGCGGCAGGAGCAGCGGCAGCAGCAGGAAGCGGAGCGGCGUGGCCGGCGGCGGCCCCGGGCUGGCCUCCGAUCUCGCCACCCUGCUGCGCCGGGCAUGGCUCCUCAAGGCGCAGCUUGCGUCGGACCUGUGGCCGCUGGCGGCGGUGGUGGCGGCCUUUGCAGCGUUCGUUGUGGCUAAUGGCGGCAUUGUGGUGGGGGACAAGGCGCACCACGCGGCGGUACGCCACCUGGCGCAGCCCUUGUACUUCCUGCUGUACUGCACAGCCUGCCUGGCGCCGGCCUUCUGGUCCCCGCCCACCCUGGCAGCCGCCGCGCGAGGCGUGGCGGCCGCGGCCCGGCAGCGCCCGGCGGCCGCGGGCGCUGCGGCGGCUGCGGCGGCUGCCGCUGCGGUGGCCGCUGUGUCGUCCGGCACCCUGGCACACCCGUUCCUGCUGGCCGACAACCGGCACUAUGCUUUCUACCUGUGGCGCCGCGUGCUCAACCGCACCCCCUGGGCCCGCUACGCCCUCAUCCCAGCCUACCUGUACUCUGGCUGGGCGCUGCAGCGGCGGCUAGCUCACCGCGGCCCGCUGUGGCUGCUGCUGGCGGCGGGCGGUACCUGUGCGGUACUGGUACCCGCACACCUCCUGGAACCGCGGUACUUCACCACCCCCUUCUACCUGGCCUUCCUCCACAUGCGCACCCCCAGCCCCCGCGCCCUGGCCGCCAUCGCCGCCGGCUUUGCCGCAGUCAACGCCGCCACCCUCUACCUCUUCCUCGCCGCGCCCUUCGCCUGGCCCGACGGCAGCGUGGCUCGCUUCAUGUGGUAG